AGGUCCUGUUGAAGCUAGCAUGUGACUUGGGAGCUUGAGCUUCGCUCCUCCAUCGUCAAAACACCCGAAGGCGCGCGCCCUCGACCAACGAUAGGGUUUGUAUGAUGUAUCUGAAUGGCGCAACAAAGCACAGGAUCAGCUAGGCGACCAUGGAUAGGCUAAGCAAUUGUGCUGUCUAUUAUUGUCUAACUAAUGACGACCGCGCCAAAUCCCGAGGAUAUGGUACUUGCACCUAGUAUUCAAGGCUAUAUAUUUGUCCGCAUUGAACGAAAAUGAUCAAGGCAAUAUUCUAUAGCAAGUUCGACACCCAGGAAGGCCCAAAGGUCGUUCACCAGGUUCCUGAUGGAGCCAUCGUGCCGUCCCCAACAGCACCUCCGAACCAACCUCCCCUGAUUACUUUCUCUGAUAUAUCCUUCUUCGUGAUUCCGCGACAGGAACUAUGCGGCAAUCUAAUCCACGUCUGUUCUGGUGGUUAUCGCAUCGUUGGCUCCCCCGUGUGCAUGACCUCCCCGAAAUACGAUCGAAAUGAGUUUAUAUUCAACUUCUGCAUCGUGCUGGCGGAAGAUGAGGAAUUUGGCACUUUCAAAAGCGUUGUGCAGAAGCUGGCGCAUCUAAUGUGUGGGCUAGAAGAGCAGUCUGGAUUUUUGUCAAAGGAUCUCUCGAAGGGCGGAGAAGGGAAGGUUUACAGUCUGUGUGAGACGUUGAUGGAGGAUUUGAAUAAUUAUUGCGAGUGUAUGAUUCCAAUUGAUGAACUCAACACUCUGAAUAUCAAGUUAUUCCCUAUUUAUCCCUCACCACCUAUGGUGAAAGCCUGGCAUGUACCACUAUUCACGGUUCGAUAUGAGGCCUUUGUGGAUGAAAACUGGGAUCUGACAAUGCUAAGAAUCGUACCUUUUAUCAACGGGGUUAACAGCGUUCGCAUAAUUUCGGCGCUUGCAGAUACGGACUUUUCUUUGACAUGCAGCGCGAUCCGACAUUUGAUCUACUACGGCUGCAUAUUUCUCCUAGAUAUCUUCUCCUUUACGGCAAUAUAUGCCCCAACUGCUCAGUUCGGUUCAACCAUCGCAGUGGACGAAGACAUGCAGCGUGAAUGCGCACGAUAUGUAAAUACUCGUUUCGCUCCCACCCCAAGCAUAACUGCACCACCGACAGUGACCGCAUCCACCCAAUCUACCGUAUCAUCCAGUUCACGGAGCAGAUCGAAGGGGCGUAGAGAUGACCAUGUGGACCAUGAUGAUAUAUGGCCUUUGGUCGCCAACUCGGGGACUGCCUCCCGUGACCCCGCCGGCCAGCGCGCCAGUAUCGUUGACGGGGUCGGACUAAUUGAGCUUUACGCCAGUCUUAGACAGGGAAAGACUGUCAAACAGUGGUAUAUCGAACACAGCCGCGAACUUGCCAACAUUGAUUUAAGACGCUUCAUAACAUUUGGCGUCAUAAAGGGUUUCCUGUAUCGUGUUCAUAAAUACGCCUUUGCAACCGGAUAUCUAGCACAACCAGCAAGACAACACCGGCAUGGUCUUGUGCCGUCAUCGUCCUCCUCAUCAUUUUCCCAAAAGAAUCAGAGUGAAUCUGUCGCCAGUGGCGGUUCUGAUUUAGGAGGAGCAGGAGAAGGUGGAGGGGGGAGAGGACGUCGUUUGUCCACGUGGAGUCGUCGGUCAAUUAGCUCGCGGGACGGGAGUGAUGUGACGGCGUUUUCGACUACUUCGUAUACCAACGACGACAACGCCGUUGACGAUGAUAGGGACGAUGAUUACGCUUUGGGAGGCGAAGAGGAGGCCCUGAUUGACGAUAAGACACUGGGAAAGUAUCUUGAUGGCGCCCAUUGCUUCGAUCAGAUAUGCACGGAGCUAGAAAUCAGUGAGAAAGAACUUACCGAUCGGCUGAAGUCGUAUCCGUUUGAGGUACAGAUUAUUGAUCGGUAGAUUGGAUAAUUUAUGAUGUACGUUGUUGCUGUUUUCCCGGAUCUGGAACCGUGCGCGGAAUGCCUGUGCUUUACUUGGAUGAUUUAUAUAACUGCAAUCAAUAUACCCAUAUCCUCUUACGUAGAUAAUGUUAGAGAAAAGUCCACUUCUUGCACUUCUUGACACGGUGGAUACAUCCCGUUUUCUCCUUAACUCCUCAGAAUCAGACGUUAUGAUGGGAGUGAAGGCAGCAAAAAUUGGACUCGGUGAACGUUGGGAUGAGUUCAUUGAAUCAGUGAUGAUUCCUGAAUUUUUUUUUAAAAAAAAGAAAAUAAGCCAGACGCACAUUUACAUCCUCCCAAUAGUUCUUUCCCCCUUAUUUGACAGCGCGCCCAAACCCCUUUCCGUCCUAAAACCUUGCCCUGAAGACGCCUACACCGGGUAAAAUCCUACAAAAACCCAGAAAAUAAAGAGCAGGAUAUCACGAACAAAAACUGAAACCAUUCCCAAUCCACAAACCACCCCCCCAAAAAGCAAUAGGAAAUUUGGAUAAUACCGUGGAAUAGAAGAAAAGGAUAGAAACAAAAAGAUUUGUUUGGUGGUGGUCUAUUCUUGCUCCUCGUCCCAACCCUCCAACUCCGCUUUCUCGUACUCCUCCAUGAGCGCAGGGUCAAAGAUACUCUCGUCUUUUCCAGGCACUGUCGUUUUGCAAUCUUUGAACACAGGACCGAUGCAAUCAGCCCACCGCUUCCGACGAUCCAUCAGCGUGCGGGCCACAUCGCCAAUUCCUGGCCUGCUUACACCCGCUCCCGAAGCAUUGGGCGCCACAAGAUGGCUACCCCCGCCCGCACCGCCAGGCCUAUGCUUAGCCUGCGAGCCCUUCUUGCUUUUGCCAAGCGUGCGCGUGCGUUUAAGGUAUGCCUGUUGGACUUGAGAAUCCAGGUCGUCGUGGAUCGUGCUGUACUCUUGAUAAGCAAGGCGUUCGCGGGCGAUUUCAAGGAGCCGGGCCUUGCGGGCACCAUUGACAAUCAUUUGCUUCUUCAAUUCUGCCUGUAAGAGACGUAGGCGUUCCGCGAUGUCAUCGUCGUAGUGUGCGUCGUAGUCUGGGUUAUCAUCCUGGCCAAAAAUCCCAACGUAGCGAAGUUCAGCUUUCAGUCGUUCGUCCAGCUGUCCGUGUUCGAGCUUGGCGGCUGGUACCUUGAAACCAUUCGGGGACGCAUCCACGAAGGUUGUCGCAGAGUUAAACGGUUUCGUAUCAGACUCUGCACCACCCACAAGGUUGUCUAAAUCCAUUGUGUCUCCAUUCACUGUGGGGUUCGUAUUGGCAUCCUCAUUGUUAGUAAUAGAUCCCGCCGUGUUUUCCUCCGGUAGAGUGCGAUGUUCGAAACGAAGCAGGGAGUAUAGACGGCUGACGAGGGGAGGUGCAGAGAUUUGUUCUGUUUCUGCAGUUUCAUCUGUCAUCUGUUCAAUGCUUCCACGGCCUUGGUUUAGGGGAAGCUGCUCUCGUUCUUGAGUAGAAGAAUCAACGUUGAUUGACCCGUCCUCCUCAGCCCAGAUUUCAGUGUAGUGUUUUUUGUUUCGACGCGGUAAGAGGAAAGGAGUCGUGCGGUCACCCUGUGUGGGAGGAGUUAGCUUGUAGUUGCAGAGAUUUCCACCCAAAAUGAUCGACUUACCCUCUCCUUAAGAAACGCAAUGUCCUCCUCCGUUAGCGGACGAACAUACGGUUCAAUAUAGGUGGCGAAUGUGUUGGCGCUGACUUGAUUGGUAGGCUUUGCAUUACUGAAAUCUUUGUCUGGAGGAGUUCCCGUCAUCAUAUGGCUGAGAUCACUCUUUGGGAACUGUGCGACACUGUAAAUCUUCCGUUUCUCGUCGUCUGUCAUUCCUGGGGUAACGUCUCGGAUAUGAUAGAUAGUGGGAUCAUCAAAUGUGAGGGGAUCAGGCCCAAACACUUGAUAUUGUGGAAUAGAUGGCGCCGGCUCCGGCUGGUGAGAAUCUGAACUAUCCAUGGACUCGGGCGAACCCGCAGUUGAGAGCUGAUCUCCAGGGCCAGUGGGCGCUGGAGACGGUGUGGGCGACAGCGAGGAAGUACUGGACACGAUAUUUUUUGACUUCUUGGAAGGAAUUGAAGCUGUAUUAAGCGAGUCUUUCGCACCGCGGCGAUGUGGAACUAUUCUAUCUGUUAGAUUCAAAUCACCACAAAAUAGGAUGCAAAAAUGUUUAAGGUGAGACAAAGGUGAAUGAAAAUAAACAGUGUCAUUGCUGUUAUUGGCAGCCAGAAGUGAAACAAAAUGCAGACUAGUUGCGGCAAGCGAUAUAACAAAAUGGAAUGCUUACUAUCUGUUUUCAAAUCUGUUCCAUCCUGCUUGACUACAGCAUGAGCUCCGUGUGAUAGCGGUCUAUCCUCUUUGACAGUCCCUCUAUCCUUUCUCCUUUUCAGCUUCCCCCCUUUGGAGGAUCGCCCCGCAUCGUCGUCAUCGUCUGCCUCUCUCUUCAUUCUCAAUCGUUCGUCUGCAUCUCGACUAAAUUGCUCGCGCUCCCUCAGUUCCUCAAGGGCUUCUUUUCGUUUCUGUGAUAUCUCUCGUAUUCCAGCAUUGCAUGCUUCGCCUCUUGCCUCAGCAAGCUGGCUGAGGGUUUUGAGAUGCUCCACUAAGGACUCAAGCGCUCUUGGCUCGGGAAUCUGGCCGCUUCCACCCAACUUAUCAAGGAUAUCGGAAUACUGCACUGUCGUUGGCACGAGCAUUUUUGAAAUAUCAUUGUCCAGAGAGCCCAGCCCGGUGACGGUAUUAGUGCUAGCAGAGCUAGGAGUUGUGUUGCGGCUUCGGGAUCUCCUAACUUCGCGGCCCUUCCCUUUACUCUUAUUUGCGAGUGGCGGAGGCAUGCUCGAUGAUACCUCUUGGAGGUUUGAAUGCCCGGAUGACGGGGCGGCAGUGCAAGGUGGGAACUGGGUGGGUAUAGUAUGUAAUUUUCCCAGGAAAACCAAUGAUUACUAUAUCAUCUAUCUAUAGAGGAUACCCGGGGUGACCAAAUUAGCAUGGGCAUCAACUUCCAAGGAUUUCUACACAGCGCAACACGAGAAGGGGAAGAUCAAACUUUUGGGUGGGAAAAUUCCCCAAGGCCUGGGGCCAACUUACAGGUGUUUGGCGCAGGUCGCUUAACACUUUUCAGGUGAUGAGGCGGUUUAAUUUCCCUUUGGAUGCCGUGUGCACUUCAUAUUCACCCUCUCGCCAUGUCUCUUGCGCCGCAGGUCUGAAGUCGAAGUCGCGAUCAACUGAGGUCAUUGAUAUCACAUGACUGGACUCCACAGUGUCGAUAUGCCAAGACAUUUUCAGGUGUUGGUUCUCUAAUCUCUUUUGGAAUAGCGCGAAAUGGCUCCAGGAAAGCCG
Blastomyces gilchristii SLH14081 is the source of this 5284-nucleotide messenger RNA. Its product is annotated as nitrogen permease regulator Npr2. The transcript has 4 exons. Gene Ontology annotation, cellular component: GATOR1 complex; vacuolar membrane. Gene Ontology annotation, molecular function: GTPase activator activity. The record is from RefSeq and is a predicted model, not a curated record. Lineage: Eukaryota; Fungi; Ascomycota; Eurotiomycetes; Onygenales; Ajellomycetaceae. The coding region runs from base 273 to 1922 and encodes 549 amino acids. Gene Ontology annotation, biological process: negative regulation of TORC1 signaling; positive regulation of autophagy.